AUGGGAACACGACAUGCGUACGUUUCCCUGUCCGCAUUGAGCCAAGGCUUAGCAAAUCGACGCCCGUUUCACCCUACCGUCUUCGGAACUCUGGGAUCGAAACAAAAGCGGCUUCAAAAGUGUUGCUUCUGUAACUGCGGUGGGCGUUUCCGAGUCACCAUGCGUACAGUGCGCGGAGAAGGACCAGCCCAGCGGCGUCCUAUGGUGGUUGUUAUUGCAGGUCCCACUGCAGUAGGAAAAUCGCAGUUGGCCCACGAACUCGCAGCUCGACUGAAUGGUGAGAUCAUCUCUGCCGACUCGGUACAGGUUUAUCGAGGGCUCGACAUUGGCGCAAACAAGCCAAGCGCGUUAGAAAGAUCGCUCAUUCCCUAUCAUUUGGUGGACAUACUGGAGCCGUCGAGAGACGCCUUCUCUGCUGGCAGUUUCUACGAGCUCGCUCGAGCGGCGACGACCGCUAUCCUGGGUCGCCAACGUGUUCCCAUCGUUGUUGGUGGCACCAUGAUGUACCUCCGAUGGUAUGUCUUGGGUAAACCCGCAACAACAGCACCGACACCGGAGAUCACGCGCGCUGUUCUCGCUGAACUCGCCCUCGACGAAUGGGACUGGGACCGCUGCCUAGCGCGGCUGGCAGCGCACGACCCCGAACGAGCAGCAAUGCUACAUCGUAACGACUGGUAUCGACUGCGACGGGCACUCGAAGUCGUAAAAAGCACCGGUGGAAUAGGUAUUGGUGGCCUACCGCUCAGAGGCGGAGCGCCUUGUUCCCGUCGCGCAACUGCUGCGCCACUAUCCGCAACGCACAUGGCUGCAGGGCCGUCAUCGUCGUCGGCAUGGACCGACACCGCACCCCCUGCAACAAUAACAACGAAAGCCCCUGACCUGGAUGUGGACUUUCGUUGUUAUUUCCUGAGCCUUCCCCGAGUGGAGCUGAACCGACGCAUAGAUGCUCGCUGUGAGGAUAUGGUGUGGCGAGGCCUGCUCCUGGAGACUGCAGGUCUGCUCCGGGGCCCAUGGGCGGCUAUUGAAACAGGUACGGGGCCGGAAGCGGGCCUCGAUGCGGAAACAUCCAAAGCGUUGAGUGCCUUUCGUGCCAUUGGGUAUCGCCAAGCUAUUGAGUACUUGCAGCACGGUGAACGGACCCCGGCUGGUUUGCGUGCCUUUCUUGCCAAGUUCAUGCAAGCAUCACGGCAAUACGCACGAAGACAGAUCCAGUGGUUUCGCUCAGAGACGCUUUUCCGCUGGAGAGCGGCAGACCAGCCGGAUCUCGUGGAUCGCAUUGAGAAUGAGCUGCAGCGUGUCUCGCCGGUCGACGCACAUGACGAUGCGGAGGACGCGCGACUUCGAAUGGAGAGCCAUCGAGAGGCGAAGCAAAUGAAACGAUACCAAAGUUGUUUGCAAAUAUUCCAUGAUGAUAGCAGGGCAUGGCAAGUGCUACGAGCGCUUGAUCCUUCGAGACCCAGUGAUCCUGGUGUGCAUGCUCCACCAUCGCUGCCGACGUCUUGA
This is a messenger RNA of Cyanidioschyzon merolae strain 10D, 1503 nucleotides long. RefSeq names its product tRNA isopentenyltransferase. The record is from RefSeq and is a predicted model, not a curated record. Gene Ontology annotation, biological process: tRNA modification; cytokinin biosynthetic process. Lineage: Eukaryota; Rhodophyta; Bangiophyceae; Cyanidiales; Cyanidiaceae. The transcript has a single exon. Gene Ontology annotation, molecular function: tRNA dimethylallyltransferase activity. The coding region runs from base 1 to 1503 and encodes 500 amino acids.